GGCUUUCAAGGAGAACGUGGAAAUGCUGGAGAAACUGGUUCUCGGGGACAACCAGGACCACCAGGCUUGCCAGGAGAAGAUGGGCCGCUAGGUGCACCCGGCUCACCCGGACCUCCUGGCCCCAAAGGUAGCAGAGGACUCGCUGGCCAGCCCGGAGAUAUGGCUAUAUCUGGCAUCGGGAUUCAAGGACCGAAAGGACCCCCGGGACCAGCUGGACCUAAAGGGCCCACGGGACCGCGUGGUAAACCGGCAAAAGAAGGCGGUUUUGCAGGAAAGCCAGGUACAAUUGGUCCCAUUGGACCACCUGGACAAACCGGCAGACAAGGUGAAGAAGGUCCCUGGGGACCACCGGGUGAACCAGGUCAGCCGGCAGCUUACUGUCCGUCGGACUGUGGUGUAUCGCAAAUCUAUGCUCCGCCAGUAGCCAGUGAUUAUUAA
Gongylonema pulchrum is the source of this 438-nucleotide messenger RNA. NCBI's taxonomy places the organism in Eukaryota, Metazoa, Nematoda, Chromadorea, Rhabditida, Gongylonematidae. The record is from the annotation of a GenBank genome assembly.